Andrographis paniculata is the source of this 1423-nucleotide messenger RNA. Its product is annotated as zinc finger protein CONSTANS-LIKE 5-like. The coding region runs from base 99 to 1205 and encodes 368 amino acids. The transcript is spliced from 2 exons. Gene Ontology annotation, biological process: regulation of photoperiodism, flowering; regulation of flower development. Gene Ontology annotation, molecular function: protein binding; zinc ion binding. Gene Ontology annotation, cellular component: nucleus. The record is from RefSeq and is a predicted model, not a curated record. NCBI's taxonomy places the organism in Eukaryota, Viridiplantae, Streptophyta, Magnoliopsida, Lamiales, Acanthaceae.
UGACAUUCAGAGUACAUUUCAUUUCAAUUCAUUUCAUUACAAGUCCUGACUCCCGAUUCUCUCUCUCUCCCUCUGCUUAUUCUCUCACCAUUUUUGCUAUGGGAAUUCAAUUACACGACGCCGGCGCCGGCGGGACCUCCAGGUCCAGAUUCUUCCCGGCGGCGGCCUGCCGCCUCUGCGACUGCUGCAAAUCCGCCGCCGCCGUUCUUUUCUGCCGCCCCGACUCCGCCUUUAUGUGCCUCGCCUGCGACGCCAAAGCCCACUCCGCCGGCGGCGGCAAGCACGGCCGCGUCUGGAUGUGCGAAGUCUGCGAGCAGUCCCCCGCCGCCGUCACCUGCAAAGCCGACGCCGCCGCCCUCUGCGUCACCUGCGACCGCGACAUCCACUCCGCGAACCCUCUCGCCAGCCGCCACGAGCGCUCCGCCGUCGUGCCGUUUUACGAUACGGCGGAAUCCGUCGUGAUCAAAUCCACCGCCGCCGCCGCCACCGUCCUCCUCCUCCACUCCCCCGACGCCAAAUUAGACGCCGCAAUUGAUGAUCACACCGCCGGCGGCGAUUGGACCAAUCCGAUCGGCCCAAUUGUCGACCAAUCGAAAAUCCCCGCCGACAAUUUCAAAGUUAUGGAAUUGCUGCUCCAAGAUUCCGACCAAUUCCUCGAUUUCGACAACUACCAGAUUUCGUCGCAGCCGUACAGCGACAGCGUCGUCCCCGUGCAGUCGAACCCCAAACCGCCGGUUCCCCCCGGACCGGUGUCGGAAAACCGGUUCGAGAUCGAUUUCGCAAGAUCCACCAUAAAUUCUUACAACAACAGCAGCUUCGCCGCCGCUCCGUCUCUCAGCCACAGCGUCUCGUCGUCAUCAAUGGAGGUCGGCGUCGUGCCGGACGGCGGCUCCCUGUCGGAAAUCUCCUAUCCUUUCUCCCGGAACAUUAAUUACGGCAGCGGCGAUCCCACCGGAAACCACCAGGGGUCGUCGCAGGUUGUGAGAAUGGAUAGGGAAGCGAGGGUUUUGAGGUACAAGGAGAAGAGGAAGAACCGUAAGUUCGAGAAGACGAUCCGUUACGCUUCCCGGAAGGCGUACGCAGAAACCCGGCCGAGGAUCAAGGGCCGGUUCGCGAAGAGAACCGACGCCGAGUCGGACAUGGACCGGAUCUUCUCGGCGAAUUUCGUGUCCGACGCGAGAUACGGCGUCGUUCCGUCGUUCUGAAUGAAUAAUGAAUAGUUUUUCAAUCAGAUUAUUACAUGCUUAUAAUGUACUAUCAGUUCAAGAUUAGAUUUUUAAAUUUUUUUUUUCUCUUUUUUUUUUUUUUUUGUCAUUUUUCUUUCUACUUGUGAAAUAAUCCAUAAGAUAUAAAUGUUUAUCGAAACAUGUACUGCUUUUAUUCAGUUGAAUUUCGAGCAAAAAUGGUAAUGCUUAUAAUUAAA